Molecule: messenger RNA, 5967 nt
Organism: Lethenteron reissneri (Far Eastern brook lamprey)
Lineage: Eukaryota; Metazoa; Chordata; Hyperoartia; Petromyzontiformes; Petromyzontidae
Product: toll-like receptor 2
Biological process (GO): toll-like receptor signaling pathway; immune response; inflammatory response
Cellular component (GO): plasma membrane
Molecular function (GO): protein binding; transmembrane signaling receptor activity
Source: RefSeq, a predicted model, not a curated record
UUGUGGGAAGCCGCAAACGGCUCGUCCUGUCCUGGACGCUCGCAGUGACCACGGCAGUUUGAGGGGGAAUCGGUUGCCUUGGGCCUCAUCGGGGGACAAGGGAGCCACUCUGCCACCUGAACCUCAACCGAACCGACGCCCUCCUCACAUCUCCACGCUGCGGAGAUGGCUUUUAAAGUCAAGCUGGCCAGAAGAAUGUUGAUGUGCACUCCUGUGAUCCUCUGUAUAAUGGGGUUUAUAGAAGCCUCAUUGAGAGAGAUGAACGAUCCUGAUUCACAAUGCCACAUCAAAGACGAGGGUCGAACUGCAGACUGUUCACAUCGUGGGCUGACAUACGUGCCUCGGGGUCUCUCAGCUGAUAUCACUCUUCUCGACUUGUCCUACAACAACAUAAAGGCUCUUGAAGUCGGGGAUUUCUCCAGUACCCCAAACCUGCAAGUACUUACCUUGGCCUUUAACCACAUUCAGAAGAUACAUCCCCAAGCAAUGGCCACCCUCAAACGUUUAUAUUACCUGGAUCUCUGCCAGAACAACCUCUCAGAGAAGCCUGGAGAGGCUCUUGGUAGCCUCCCAAACCUGCAAGUUCUCAAUAUCUCCAUGAACAACUACACCUCAUUUGCUUUGGGAGAGGACUUCUCCAGAAUGUCGAACCUACGAGACCUCACCAUCGGAACGCCAAAAACCACAGUACUAAAUGCGUCUGACUUCCAAGCACUGGAAAGCGUCCCCCUAAAAUACUUGAACUUGAACACUGGUUCACCUCUUUGGGUUUACGAGACUGGGGCUCUUACCCACUUGCGAUCUCUGGAAAAACUUAACACGAACGUCUCUGUUGACAAGGACCCACUCGUUUUAUCAAAAAUGUUGACGGACCUGAAUAAUACACACAUUUCUGAGCUUGAAAUAUUUCGAAUUUUGAACAACCCUCUCAAAAACGCAUCUAUAGAUUUCUUCAAAGGCCUUGGAUCAAGUAAUUUACUAAAAAAUAUGACGCUAAUUGAAGCAAACUUUACUGAUAAAGAAGUAAGUAACUUGCUCAAAAAUAUAUACUUAUCAGAGUUGACAAUGCUUGUAUUUAAAAAUUCUUCUUACACUGACCACUAUCCUGUAAUAUUUAACGGUGUAAAAAAUGUAACAAAACUGUCACCUCUCAAGAAAAUAGUGAUAGAUUCAAUAUUUCAUCUAAAUAUGACGUACCCUAUUUUUAUAGUAAACAUGACACUCUUUCCAAAUAUAUCCCAACUAAAGAUAUCUAACACGGGCAUGAACAAAGUAGACUGCUUUUUCAUGAAGAUGAAAGCCAUUAAGCAGCUAGAUUUCUCCAGAAAUCUUCUCAAUGAGGGUGGCCUCUGGUGGGACUCCUGUAAUUACACGGUGAUCCUUCCUGAAGCCACUGAACUGAUCAUAAGUCACAACUAUUUCAAAGACCUCAAGAAAAUAUCAGAAAUGGUGUCCCUCAUGCCUCGCAUCAAUUCACUGGACGUGAGUUACAAUGGCAUUAAUUACAUCGAAGAGUGUAGGUGGCCAUCCUCUCUCGAGAGGUUGAUCCUUCGUAACAAUGAAAUCAGUAAAGAGUCUGUAAUCUGCACUUCUGCCAACCUCAAGUUUUUAGACCUCUCCUACACAAGAUUGGAGAGAUUUCCCAAUUACAUCUUGACCAAUGCAACAUCUCUGCAGGAGCUCCAUCUCACUGGGAAUCUCAUAAAGUAUAUUUCCUCUGAUGUAAAAUCCCAAUCUCUUCAGGUUCUAUAUGUGGACUAUAAUGCGUUGGGCAUCAUUGGUCAAGGCACAUUCCAGCACCUCCAGAAAAUUAAGUCAAUUACCCUUGGGAACAAUCCGUUUUACUGCAUGUGUGACCUUUACUGGUUCCGGCAACGUUUUAAUAAAACACUUCUAAAUGGCUGGCCAAACGAUUACACAUGCAGCUACCCAGAAUAUUUGUCUGGUAAGGAAAUGAAUUACUUCAACCCUAAUAUUUUAAACUGCGACAGAGUAAUUGCAAUUUCUGUCAGUGUUGUUGUUACAGUGGUCGUCAUAGCCCUUGUCAUCGGCAUUGGACAUUAUCUUGAUGCCAUAUGGUACAUACGCAUGGGUUUUAUUUGGGUGUCUGCAAAGAGAAGGAGAUACAAAUUAAUUUCAGGAGAAGAGGAUCUCCCUUUCGAGUAUCACGCGUUCAUCUCUUACAGCCACCUGGACUCCGAGUGGGUGCAGAACAUGUUGGUGCCGACACUUGAGCAUUCGAACCCUGACUUGCGGCUGUGCAUCCACGAGCGAGACUUCACACCUGGACAUUGGAUCGUAGACAACAUCAUUGAGUGUAUCGAGAAGUCGUCCAAGACCCUGUUCGUACUCUCCAGGAAUUUUGUGAACAGCGAGUGGUGCCACUACGAGCUGUACUUUGCACAGCACCGCAUGGUGGAGGAGAACCAAGACUCGCUCGUUCUGCUGCUGCUCGAGCCGCUGCCCAAGGACUCGCUGCCAAGCAAGUUUUGCAAACUCCGCCGCCUCCUCAGCAACAAGACCUACCUGGAGUGGCCGGCGGAGGAGAGAAAACGCGCCGUCUUCUGGACCAGCCUCAACGCUGUGCUGCAGUCGAGACCAUCACCACAUUCCGAUUUAGGCUCCUAGAAAAAGGGGGGUGGCUAUAUUGCUUCUAUGUCACUUGAAUGGGUAUAAUCUCCCCCAGUAUAUUCUCUAUUUAGUUUGGAACUAUAUGUAUACAACCUGCUAUUGCAUUAGCUUUUUAAAAUUAAUAUUCAUAUAUUUGUAAUGAUUCAUAAUACUUUCUAUGUAAAUAUGUCAAUAUUUCUGCCAUAAGGUCGGUCUGAAUUCUGAUACAGGCAGACCUCCCCAAACGCGGGGGUUACAUUCCUGGAAAAUGGCAUGUUGUGCGUUUGAAAAAUAAUAUACCUUUUGGGGAAAAUAGGAUUGCAUCCGAAAUUAUCAUCCCCUCCCUCUUUGUUUUACUUCUACGAGAUUACCAUCCAUUUUAUUGUACUAAAUGAUGCUGAUUAGCUCUCCAUUUCUGGUGUAUGUGUGUGUAAACUUUAUUUUUCAAUUUAACCUCAACACAAACCCCCCAUCUCCAUUUAUCUUUCCUUACCACGGCACUAACGUCCAACGCUCGCCCCUGACACUGAUUUGUCAGCCCAAACGCUCGCCUUUAACACUGUAUCUCUGCCUGGUGCUUUUUCUGGUCUCAGACUCUGGAUCACCUUCCGUACUUCCUCAACAAAUAGAACUUCAGUCAGCCACUCACAGGGGGUGACCACUUCUUCCAAUAUUUGAGGCACCGCAGCCUCAGGAGGGUCAUCCCACUUUGCCACAUGAUGUUUUCCAGGCUGAGGGAUUCCCCCUCCCCCAAGAUCUCACAGAAAUGCUCAGCAAUUCUGCAAACUUGUUCCUCGGGUCGGCGAUUGGAUCACCUUUCUUUUCCGCAAUGAUGGUGAUAGUUUUAGCACUGCAAGUUACUUUUUGAUGGAGUUAAAGAGUGAUUUGUUAUCGCGGGCUACUGAGGCAGAUUCCAUCUCCUUAGCAACCCCCGACGUUGUAGCGUUGCACGGCUCUCUGAACCUCUAGAGUAAAGGCUGCUAUCAGCCUCAUUCUCUGACGUGGGAUGCUGUAGAUGGUGAGAGUGGGCCUGUCGCUUUUUCUCAGCCAGCUGGAACACCUCCUCUGUCAGCCAGGGUCUCUGGGGAGGUUGGGACCGUGCACCCAAAUCAGUCAUUGCAGCUGCAUGAACCACAGUCCUAAACCUCGCCCAUUUUCCCUUGGCGUCAGGAGGAGUCGGGGAGGAUGCAAACCCCAGCUGCAAGUGAUGAUGAAAUUCUCACAACUUUCAUCAGCUAGCUGAGACCAGGCCACUGUGGGUUUCAAUGGCAGGCACAUCUUACAGAUGACAAGCCGAUGGUCAGUGGGCAGAUCAGCUCCAUGGUAGGUCCUGCCUGGUGUCAAGGACAUGGGCUCAUGCAUCCGCUAUUCCAUCACUAUAUAGUCCAGCAGAUGUUUUUGCUUGGACCCGGCAUGCGUCCAUGAUGUUGGUGGAUGCGUUGAUGCUGGAAAAGCAUGUUGGAAAUUACAAGUCCAUGGGCUGUACAAAAGUCUAGCAGCCUGCUGUCGUUGUUAUUGAGCUGAUCUGGCCCAUGCCUUUCAAUCACUCCAGACCAUGGUGCCAGCAUCUUGACCAACUCGGGCAUUGAAGUCACCCAAGAAGAUGACUCUGUCCCUAGGGGCCACUGUAGCUAGCACCUGUGACAGGAGGUGAUAGAAGGCAUCUGACUCAUUGGCCUUGCCUGCAUCCCUCCACGGAUGUUCGUCUUCAGUGGGGGCAUAACUAACCACGACCACCACUCCUCGACCUCUGGUUGAUUGGAAGGCGAGCCCAAAGUAGCCUGGGACUUACAGCUUCCCACACCUAACCGCCAUGCUCCCACACCCCCUUCAUUCUUUUGUUCAGAAGAAGAGCCACUCUCUGUUGUUUGGCAGUCUCCUACCCCAAGUAGAGGACUGUGCACCCCUCAUGGCGGCAGGAGCCAGAGCCGGUCCAGUGGACCUCCUUAAUACCACAGAGAUCCAGGUGGUACCGGUCCAGCUCCCGACAGAGAAGUGGCAGCCUCUCCUCCGCAUUGAGCGUCCGAACAUUCCACGUGGCCACCCUUCGUGGUUUUUACUGUUUCUGGAGGAACCCCGAGGGUAAGGAUUCAGUUUCCUGGCUCCGCCAAAUGGGGUUUGGCCAGGAGACGUCAUAGACGCCUGCCCCCCUGGGGCCUCUGGCACAAGUUUAGUUAGAUUUUUAACACGUGUUUUAGUGGUAGUUAGGUUGAAGGUGGAAGUGUUACCAACCCUCGCACCCAUCCAGAGCCCCCAUUGGCCGCUGUGGUGGCUGCAAGCACCAUGAGGGGAAAAGUCAAAUGGAAUUGGCCGUUCCCCCCAUGGAAUUGCUCGCGUCCACCACAGCGUUACUGUCCAGCACCACCGAAGAGGUAGGGUGUUCUUUUUGCCGGAUGGUGCAAGCCCACCACACCACAUGCAUCUCCUUUUGUGGCUCCCUUGACGCGUUUGCUCAUGCCAUCGGGCAUACCACAGUCAUCCUCUGACAUGUCGUCAAUUGCAUUGCAGCCACUUUUAAAUGUAGAUGCAUCAUUGGAGGCAUCACAGUCAUCUUUACUACCAGAGACACUGAGUUGGAGCUGUCUCUGUCUGAUUGGAUUCAUCUCCAAGAAAAGGAUCACAAAUUAAUAAAAAAGUAUCCCUGGAACCCAUGCAGAAAUAAGACCAUUUACCACCUUGUACAGCAAUGUUUUCUAGCAAAAUCUAUUCAUGCACUGGGACGUGGCUUACAGUGACGAUACAUGGUCGUCCCCGACGAAUUUCACAAACGAAGAUUGUUACACAUGGUAGCAUCAACAACAUUAAAUACUAUGCGCUUACGAUAUUUUUGGUGGGGAAUGACUGCUGAUGUGGCUCAGCGGGUUGCACAAUGUGAAGACUGCGCAAACCGUAAAACGUCUAUUUGUCCAAUACAAUAUCCACUGCAGUCAAUACCAGUGUCACGUAUUAAUGAACUAUUUGUGCUGGGUAUUAUUGGAUCCCUACCAAAAACACACAUCGGGAAAUCUCUACCUGUUGGUUGGCAUGGAAUAUGUUUCAUGUUGGCCCAUAGCUUGUCCCAUUCCUGACCAGAAGGCGGAAACAAUUGCAGAUACAUUAGUUACUGGUUAUGUUUGGAUAAGGGGGCACCAAAAAAUAAUUUAUAGACCAAGGACAACAUUUUUCUUCCUUACUCUUUGGUUCUUUCAGUAAAGUCACGUAGUUAGAAAUAAAAUAAAAACAAAUCACGACGUUUCGAUUGCAACACAAGCAAUCAUCAUCAGGUGGGAAAACCACAGCAAUAUUUUUUUUUGCUGAAGUAGGAGAGAGAUGCCGUGGUAAGAGGCUAUAUAGGUAAGAGAGGGGGGAGGGGAAAGG